Messenger RNA from Macadamia integrifolia, 3377 nucleotides. Its product is annotated as disease resistance protein RPP13-like. The record is from RefSeq and is a predicted model, not a curated record. The transcript is spliced from 2 exons. Bases 234 to 3107 code for a protein of 957 amino acids. Lineage: Eukaryota; Viridiplantae; Streptophyta; Magnoliopsida; Proteales; Proteaceae. Gene Ontology annotation, molecular function: ADP binding. Gene Ontology annotation, biological process: defense response to other organism.
CUAACCAAAAAAAAUUUUUAAGAGUACUCUGAUCAUUCGUUCUCUCCCCCAACCAUCAUUCUUACUCUGAUCUUUCGCUCUCUCCCCCCAAAUUAUGAAUACUCAAUAGAGUCCCACCAUCUUAAAUCUGGAUAAUCUCCAACACUGGCUGAAUGACCCCUCCCUGGUAGUCUUAUAUUAUCUUUAAAUGUCCAUUUGUUUAUUUCCUCUUUGAAGGAAGUAAUUCAGAAUCAAUGGCCUCAACCUUUCUUUUCCUGAUAGAUGAAUUUACUUACCUGGUCAAUCAGGUAAAGUUUCAUCUUCCCUAUGUGGAAGAAGUAGUAAAGCCCAUCAUUGAUAAAUUCUCUGUUGUCCAAAGUUCACUAAAGUAUGCUGAAGAUGCCCUGGAGCAGCAAUUGCUGAAGGAGUUGGAAGGAAUAGUUCGUAACACAAAAGCUGCUAUAGAGAACCAUGCUUUCAGCUUGUCAGCGCCCGGCCAGUGGAGGAGGAGGAGGAGGAGGAGGAGGAUGAUGAUAUUGUUUAAGAGAUGUCCCUUCCGUAAGAGAGUUGAAACAUGGUUUAAGAAGAGUGCCAUUAACUUGAAGUCAGAAAUCCAUGAGUUGGGUGACAAGCUUGCAAACUUGCUUAGCUCCCACUCCUUCAAUGCAGCAGGAGAAAGUUCCCAAAGAAAUCAAAAUAAAGUUGCAGCAGGGGAAGGGUUAUCUUCCCAUCCUCAGGGGAAGCAGGUAUCAGAUUGGAUACGCUCUUCUGCUGAUUACGACGAAAAAGAGGAAGAGGAGGAGGAGGAGGAUGUUAUCAUUGGCUUAAAGCAUGAUAUAGAGUUUCUGAAAACACGGCUGUUGGACAUCAAGGAAAAUCAACUUCUUGUUAUCUCUGUUUUUGGGAUCCAAGGCAUUGGAAAGACAGUUUUAGCAUGGGAGGUCUAUAAAAGCAGUGAUGUGGAUAACCAUUUUGAUUGUAAAGCUUGGGUUUGCAUAUCUUCUGUGGGCAAUGAUAUUGAAGAGAUUUUGAAGGACAUUGUUAAGAAAGUUAUCAUACUCCAAGAAGAUCCAGAGAUAACUGAGGAUGGUCAAGUGGGAUUCCAGAACAAGCUCACAGAAUUUUUGAGAGAGAAGAGGUACCUUAUAGUCAUUGAUGAUGUACCUUGUACGAAAGUAUGGAAUGAUCUGAAAGAAGCAUUUCCAAAUGGACAAAAUGGGAGUAGGAUAAUUCUCACAACACGCAACGUGGAGGUCGCGUAUCUCGCCAAUUCAGAUGGCAGUCCUCACCGGCUAUGGGUUCUAAGUGCAGCAGAUAGUUGGGAGUUGUUCAUAAGAAAGGUAUUCGGAGCUCCAUCAGAAGUAAGUAGUACUGAUACAUCUUCCUCUGCUACUACUAUUACUACUACUACUUCUGAUGCCAUGAAGUACUUGCGCAUCCCUCCUCAUUUGGAAGUUAUUGGAAGAAAGAUGGUGAAAAAAUGUAAGGGUAUACCCCUGUUAAUUGUAGCAUUGGCAGAUCUAGUGUCAACUAGAUCUGUCAAUGCUAGUGAGUGGUCAAGUGUGCUUCAUUGUGCAGAUAUACUUCUCAAAGGAGAUGAUGCCCAUCUCUGGUUUAAUCUAUCAGGCUUCCUUGAUAAGAUGAUAUCUUCACAUGUGAAACAGAGGCUUCCUUGUCUUCUGGAACUCUUUCCAAAUGAGAUCGAAAUCCCUACAAGGAGGUUUAUUCUGUCAUGGGCUGCAGAGGGCUUAUUCUUUGGACAACACUAUGGUGAACUUGCAGAUGAAGAAGUUGCAGAUGACUGUCUACAACAAUUGUUACAUUUUGAUGUAAUCCGAACAGUAAAAGUGAGCUCAAAUGGAAAUGCCAAGACAUGCAGCAUUCCCUGUGAUCUGCCUAAGCACAGGGUUUUAAGUACUAAUAUUGCGCGCAACUCUUCUCAUGAUGAUCAUCGCUGCGUUUGGUUUCAUUAUCCAGAACAAUCUCAUUCUCAUCAACCCCCUGAGAAUCCAGAGCAUGCUGCUCAUUCUGAUGAGCACCCUGAUCAUGAUCAUGGUAAUGCAAAUUUCUGCAAAACACUCUUUUCAUUAUGGUGCUUUAAUUUUCCAGGAGGAUAUGAAGCAGGACAGAAAGUAGGGCUUUUUCUUGGGAGAUGCAUUAGUGAAGGUGGAUUGAAGUUUCUUGGGGUGCUUGAUCUAGAAGGUGUGUUUAGACCUUGCCUCCCUGAGGAAAUUGGAGAGCUAAUCAACUUGAGGUACCUUGGAUUGAGAGAGACCUACUUGGAGACACUCCCCUCAAAUGUAGGCAAGUUGGUGAAUCUCCAAACUCUUGAUACAAAACACACUUAUGUCCGUAAUUACCAUCGUUUUAUUCAGAAACUGAAAAAACUAAGACACCUUCAUCUGAACGAGGGACCCUAUUCUACUGAACUUGUUUCACGGUUGAGUCACUUGGGUGAUCUCAGGACCUUGUCUGGCAUAGUUGUAGAGGAGUUUGAUCUUUUUUAUGGUCUUCAUAGGUUAACUAAACUCAGGAAACUGAGAUUCACAUGUCAGCUCAAUCCACAGAGAAAAGCAGGGACAAUAAAAUGGUUGGAGGAAUUGGAGCAACUCCGUUCAUUAAAGGUGAGAGCCAAAGACUAUAAAAAUCAAUUGGCAACUAUAGGUGAUUUGGAGUUUGUCACCAAAAACAAGGAACUCAACAAUCUAUACUUGCUAGGAAGGUUGGAGGUCAACUUUGAUCCAAGUAAAUUCCCAAAAAAUCUCACCACGCUCACAUUAUCAGGGUCUGAGCUAGAUGAAGACCCAAUGCCAAAAUUGGAGAAGCUACCCAAACUACAAUUCCUUAGGUUACUGUCUAAAUCUUUCAAGGGCCAAAAAAUGGUUUGUUCAUCAAGAGGGUUUGUUCAGCUUCGAGUCUUAAGGAUUUGGAAGCUUGAAGAACUCCAGGAAUUGACUGUGGAAGAAGGAGCGAUGCAAAAUAUUGAGGAGUUAGAGAUUAGAUAUUGCAAAAACUUGAAGAAGCUUUCUUCAGUGCCAGAGACCCUUAGUGAAUUCAAGUUGACCAAAAUGCAGGAGGAAUUUACCAAGAAGUUUGUGAAUCACAAAGCUGUCAAUAUUGUCAAAUAGUUUAGUUUUGCUAGCUAGCUCCGGGCAUGUAUUUCUGGAUUUCAGGAAAAUUUCAUACAAAGUUGGAGAGGACAUGCCAAGUUGCCAACCUGCUUAUUCAAUUGGGUCUUCGUUUGAAUUUCAGUUUGUUUUAUUGUUUGGUGGUUUGUGUGUUUGUCGUUGUCUUUGCCUGAGCAAUCCUUUCUCCGAACUUCUUAAAUGGACAAUGUUUCUAGUUGGAAAAUAAGUAAAUUAAGAUGGCAACAUAUGCCUAUGAUGUAUGUUUCUUAA